AGGAGUCCCUGGUGUCCCAGUGGGGCUGCAUGGACCCAAUUGUCCAUUGUGACCCUGCCCAUCCAAGGAGUCCAUCUUGACACCACGGAAGCUCAUGGAACGAGGAAAAGGGGACUUCAAGUUUCUCUUCAAAAGGCGCUGUUCACUGAAGUUGGUGAGGCCUGAUGAGUUUGACAUGUACAGAGUGGGAGUAACGUGAAGAUACAGGAGUUUCAGAGACAGUCCCACUGUGGUCCAUCACCAACACAGGCUCCUCCUGGACUCCUUGGAGGAGAAAAGGGGAGGCCCUGAUUGCACAAAGCUCUCAGAGACUCCAAGGCAAAAGCAAACCCCAAAGUCCUCUGAAAAACCUGCAGUCCCUGGGAGCAUGAAGGAGCCCCCCAGGGCCAUUCCUGACCAAGGCUCCCCAGGGACUGGUCCCAGCACAUCCCUGAGGCCACUGGGAUGUGGGGGGAUGCUGAGGGCAGCACAAGGGGUGACAGUGGCCAGCCUUGCUGGGGCUGUGCCAGGAGGCCCCAGUGGCUCAGGACAAGGUGUCUCCUCACAGCCCUUGGUGGCACAGACCCUGCUGUGCCCCAGGACACCAAGACUUGGCUUCUCUUUGUCCCCGCCUGUCAUAUCUGCUUCCAAUUUCCUCCUCUAACUGGAACCUGGAUACUUUCUCAGUUGUGUCCCUCAGUGGGACCUGUUAAAACUUGAAGAAACUUUGGAGUUUGAUUCUGACUUGGAAUUCUUGAGAGGUUUCUUCAGCUCCCUCUCAGGGACUGAUGUUCAGGGCCUCAACACAAACCCCAAGAGAGUCGUUAAAGUCCUUAUGAUGCGUCUGUGCUGCUAAGCUGGGCUGGGCUUCUGGCACAGAGGGCCAUCCUGGCAACCAAGAACAGCUUCAAAAGCACAUUUCUCUUGAUGAGCAACUUUUCUCAGAGCCCAGCAGGGCUGGGGCACUGCCUGCAGCCACCCCAGGCACAGCACGGGGCACAGAGAGCUUCAGUCAAUCAGGACUGGGAAGAUGCUCAGAAUUCACUGGGGCAGAAUCACUCCCAGCCCUUGGCACAGGAAGCCUCUGGCUACAGGACAAGGCAGCUGCAGCUCCUGCAGUGAUCUCCUAAAGCUGGAACAUCCCAAUGCCUACAGACUCUAUCCUCCUGCCAAGACACAGCAAAUGUCCAACAGCAGCUCCAUCAGCCAUUUCCUCCUGCUGCCAUUGGCAGACACGCGGCAGCUGCAGCUCCUGCACUUCUGCCUCUUCCUGGGCAUCUCCCUGGCUGCCCUCCUGGGCAACGGCCUCAUCAUCAGCGCCGUAGCCUGCGGCCACCACCUGCACACCCCCAUGUUCUUCUUCCUGCUCAACCUGGCCCUCACUGACCUGGGCUGCAUCUGCACCACUGUGCCCAAAGCCAUGCACAAUUCCCUCUGGGACACCAGGAACAUUUCCUACUCUGGAUGUGCUGCACAGCUCUUUAUGGUUGUCUUCUUCCUUGGAUCAGAACUUUCCCUCCUGACCAUCAUGUGCUACGACCGCUACGUGUCCAUCUGCAAACCCCUGCACUACGGGACCCUCCUGGGCAGCAGAGCUUGUGCCCACAUGGCAGCAGCUGCCUGGGCCAGUGGCUUUCUCAAUGCUCUGCUGCACACAGCCAAUACAUUUUCCCUGCCCCUGUGCCAUGGCAAUGCCCUGGGCCAGUUCUUCUGUGAAAUCCCACACAUCCUCAAGCUCUCCUGCUCCAAAUCCUACCUCAGGGAAUUUGGACUAAUUGUGAUUAGUAUCUGUUUAACAUCUGGAUGCUUUGUGUUCAUUGUAUUCUCCUAUGUGCAGAUCUUCAGGGCUGUGCUGAGGAUCCCCUCUGAGCAAGGACGGCACAAAGCCUUUUCCACCUGCCUCCCUCACCUGGCUGUGCUGUCCCUGUUCCUCAGCACUGCAGUAUUUGCCUACCUAAAGCCCUCCUCCAUCUCCUCCCCAUCCCUGGAUCUGGUAGUGUCAGUUCUGUACUCAGUGGUGCCUGCAGCCGUGAACCCCUUCAUCUACAGCCUGAGGAACCAGGAGCUCAAAACUGCAAUGUGGACACUGAUAACUGGACGAUUUCAGAAAAAUUAACCUCGUUACAAAUUUCUUCCAAUAACUUUUAAUAAAAGUAAUUCCGCAUAUAACUUUUUU
Molecule: messenger RNA, 2155 nt
Organism: Oenanthe melanoleuca
Lineage: Eukaryota; Metazoa; Chordata; Aves; Passeriformes; Muscicapidae
Product: olfactory receptor 14A16-like
Exons: 4
Coding region: 1010-2095 (361 amino acids)
Biological process (GO): G protein-coupled receptor signaling pathway
Cellular component (GO): membrane
Molecular function (GO): olfactory receptor activity; G protein-coupled receptor activity
Source: RefSeq, a predicted model, not a curated record